Molecule: messenger RNA, 1671 nt
Organism: Mycotypha africana
Lineage: Eukaryota; Fungi; Mucoromycota; Mucoromycetes; Mucorales; Mycotyphaceae
Exons: 4
Coding region: 14-1411 (465 amino acids)
Molecular function (GO): nucleic acid binding; zinc ion binding
Source: RefSeq, a predicted model, not a curated record
CUGUGUUUCCGCUAUGCUGCCCUUGAGCGAUCCUGACUUAGAUACUUUAAAAUUUGAUAUUUUUCAAUCUAUCAAAAGUAUUUUACCAUAUGAUUUACCGAAAUUAUACACUGACACCAACAAUAUCGCCAUUCAACAACAGAAGAACAAGGAAAACACACAACCACAAAAACAGAAGAGUAAUGCGCUGAGGCCAUCAGCGAAUUUGACAGCAAACAUACAAAAUAAGACUCUACCAAAAAAUGGAAAUUACUGUAAAGCGUGUAAAAAGAAGUUCAGUAAUCAAGCAACGUUUGACAAUCACCUGAAGAGUGCGAAGCACAUUGCUAACGAUAAAAAAAUGAAGUCGCAGGAGAAAGUGAUAACGGCACCAGCCUUGGAUACCAAAAUACCUGAAACGUUGAUAGGUCAAAAUAACAAUUCUGAAUUACAAGAGGCGUUAUUCAUGCUUGAAGAAGCAUCUACGGACUCUGUAACCCCUACUGAGGAUGUACUCAGUAAAAUCUACCAAUGUUCUCAACAGCUCUUUAAACUGAAGCGGCCACAAGAUACCGAGAAAUCGUUACGGCUGCUUAUCAAAAAAUCGAGCAAUCAUUAUAUUGAUCCUUUGCAACAGCACGGCACCAUGUUGUACAUACACAAAGCCCAAAUAGCACUAGCAAGGCUACUGUGUAUUUAUCAGCAAAUGGAUGAUUCUAGGACAGCCUAUUUAAACAUAUUAGAACAGAAGUUCAAUGCUAGCAGGUCGAUGCUGUUUCAAUUGGCAAGUGAAGCGAGAAAUUUGAAGAUACCUCAUUUGCUUAGUCGGUGUAGCGUUUUCAUUGAGCCCUAUAUUGAUGAAAAGACGAAGUUAUUAGAUCCUAUUAGUAUUUUAGAAUUAUUAACGGAGGCCGGUCAUGUAUUUGCCCAGCGAAACGAUACAUUUUCCAAAUUCAGUACAGAGUCCAUUGCGAUUGUUUUAUACGCGAUAGGUCUAUCACUAGCUCAACAGGUACAACUUUCCACUUAUUGUCAAUUGCUGGUAUCCUAUUUGGUACAGGUUUUCUCUUCAAGGAACCAGCAACACCGUAUUAUUGAGUUAUAUUUGGUAAAUGGAAACAGAGACCCAUGGUCUUUGUUCAAAUCACUACUGCUCUCUAUUGAGAUAGAUGAUUUGGUUCGUGCAGAAGGAAUAGUAGCAAGUCUGAAAUCAGAAGGGUUUGCAAUGGACUAUUUAGAUGUCCAAUUUCUUAUCGGCAUAUAUAAAAGUAGGACAAUUCUAUCAGAUAAAGAAGAUCUCCUACAAAAAUUUGAACACCUUCAACUACUAUUAAGUAUAAGGACUGAGCCUAUGUUACUUUUAAACACAGCGCCUUACGAGCAGGAAAUGAUAAUGAACCAAUUAAAGACUCUGAUAGCUAUCAAUAAAUAGCUUUUAUAAAAUUAGAAGGACAUCUUUGAGCUAAACGAAAGUAAACCUGUUUUUUAAAGUCCCUAAACAGGGCUAUUAAUAAUGAUGCGUUCGUUUUCAUCAGUAAUAUUUGCUUUCUUUAUUUACGACUAUGACGACACUAAAGUUCAUAACUUCAACAAUAGAAAUAGGCGCACUAAUAGAAUUAUAAACUUAACAACUUGUCCCUAGGUGGCCAUCCAUGAGGUUUUCUUUUUGGUUUUUUUUUUUUUUUUUUUUUU